Molecule: messenger RNA, 639 nt
Organism: Bipolaris sorokiniana ND90Pr
Lineage: Eukaryota; Fungi; Ascomycota; Dothideomycetes; Pleosporales; Pleosporaceae
Exons: 1
Coding region: 203-523 (106 amino acids)
Source: RefSeq, a predicted model, not a curated record
GAAUAAUCACAGCCUGGUUGCCAGCCUGAUUGCCAGCCUGCUGUCGUUUGUUAGACGAGAGGGGGUAUGCAGGAGAGGUCGCCGUCUACUGGAUCCCACCCCAUGUGACGGCAACCUGCACAUGAUUUGGAUGCGAACAUGGCAGGUAAUUACACCCCGCCUUGUCCCGGUUAGAGUAUAAGACGGCCUGCAUGUGGGGUGUAUGGUCGCCGUACCAAUCUCCCUCAGUGCGUCCUGCCAGGUCGCCCUUCGCUCUGUGCCCUCCCACGCCUUAAUUCUUGCCAUCUCAAGGUACCGAGGCCGUCCUGCCUGUCACACACGGACCUCACGUUCCAUACCAUGCCCACGCAUAAGUAAUCUCGACAGUCAGCGUAGCAACCCAACCUGCUUCGCGUGGUCCCUGAACGCCCAUGGCCCGACGCGGUGGAUAAGGUUAUUCAACCCGCGAACCGCAGGCUCUUCUGGAACCAGCAUGCCUGCCGAGUAUACCCUCUUGGAGCAUACCACGUACAAUUGCGCAUGAUUAUUGACUGUGUUACCGUACCCAAUGCAUAUGAACAAUCCAAUCAUGCACCCCUGCUCCACACGCGCUCCAUCUCACUACUCCUACUAUCUACUCAAUUGCUUACUUCUCAGCCA